AUUGGCGGCCGUCACCUAAUGGACCCCUUUUGUCUUCACCAUCUACCCGCGAGCCUGUAGCUUGCCAUAUUCCUCGUUGACUAGCUAGCGACGACAACGUUGUCGCAACACAAGCGUCGAUUUGAUUUUUUUUUCUUGCGAAUCAAGCAUGGCGUCUUUCCGUAUUGAAGACAUUUUGGCCCGUCCGCACGGACCGGCGUCACACAGUUCUGGUCGGUCGUCCGAAAGUGGCAGUGGAAUUGGCGUAUCUACUCCGAUCCCGAGUUAUCAACAGCUGAGCUUUGGUGUGGAACAAAUAUUAAGCAGGCACGACAACGAACAAAGAGAACCACGACUUCCACUGCUAGGUAAGAGAUUCAAGGAAGCUAAGCAGUGCUCGAGCAACCAUGAAUUCUUUUGUACAUGUACAUAAGUCUCCAUCGUUCUGCAUCAUGUUAUUAACAAGGAUAUGUUUUAUUUUGUACAGCUCGAUGGGGCAGAUAUUAAGUGUAUUUCUCUCAUAAAUGUAUCAUAAACGAUUUAAUGGAUUUUGACAGAAAAUGAGUGAAAAUUUCACAGAUUGGCACAUUAUGGAAAGAGUAACCAGACAUGCGAUGAACUUUUCACGCUUUACGAUGUUAUCUCUCUGAAUGAUACAAAAAAGGGUAAAAUUAGAUUGUUUAUGACCGGUUUCAGCUAAUCAUGGAGAAACAUGGCUUGUUGAUAGGAACUCAUAUGUCGCGAAGGUAAUAAUCUAUUUUAGAAUUUUUAAGCGUUUCUGGCUAGAGAUGGAAUAUGCUGGUACAGAACAGAGAAAUCAGACACAGCUUUUACUGAUCAUUAAACCGUCUUGGCGACACUUUCAUUUGAAAAGCGGAGCGUAAUGCAGCCGUUAAUUAAAGAAAUACCAUAGCACUGCUAUUCUUUCGGGUAUCCAAAACAGUUAUAAUGUUUUGGCCUUAUCUCGUAAAUAUCACAUCAAACCACAGGUGAACAGGCCAUGGUGAAAACAUUGAACGCUUUGAGUUGUUUAUUCACGAAUCAAUUAGAGCGAUUUGUCGGAUAUGCUUUCCAAGGUUGUUAUCUAGUAGAGAUCGUAGAACAGAAAAAAACAAAACAAAACAACUGUUCAAGGAGGGGGGCUGCCCUUAAAAGCUUAAAAAUGUAAUUUAAAAUCUUAAACGUACUACAAAGGGGCUUACUAGACCGAUCAAACAACGGAAAUAGUAGUGUAUUCAUUGUAUCAAAGAGAUAUUUGCGGAAGUUGCGCUCUUGUGCGAAUAAAACUAUUGGAGUGGAUAUCGCUCUACAGAAGAAAAGACCAGAAAUUUGCUCUCGUCUUUCGUCGGCAAAUAGUUCUUCUAGAUUCAGUGCGCAGCUUACUAACGAAUUUUUUAUACCGACUUGUUAUCCCUGUCAAACGGAAAGUAUAUUCCUCAUGAUUUGCUAGUCGGCACUGACAAUUUUUGGAGGGAACUUUUUCAGCAAGCUGUCUUUGUGUACUUAGUUUGUGAAGGCGACGCAAGAUACGAAAUUACAGAGGAAAAAUGACUCGGCGCUAUGUAACGUUUAAAACCUAAUUUACAAUUUACAAUUGGGUGCUAAACGUUAGGUUCAAAUGGUGACGUUAAAUCAGUGAAAAAGAAAAGCUAACAAUAAACAGUUUAAAAAAUUCGCAGUCGAUCUUAUAUUGUAGUUUCCCAUGGACUUGCUCAUUGUGUACAAUUUCAAAAUAUUCUGACAUGCGAACAGAUCAAUUCAUAGAAACUAAUAAAACAAAUUUAUGUCACUGGUUUAUUUUAUUAAGUGAUAUGAUAGCGUGAAUCUCGUCUCGUGAGAUUUCAAAUUGACUGGUUCUUAUUCAUGAUUACAAGGAUGCUGUUUCACAAAAGAGAUGAAGUAAAAACCGGAGCAAUUCUAUAGUCAACGAAAAAGAAAUCAUCGCGUUUCUCUCUAGUUUGCUUCGAUGAUUCUUAACCCUUUCUUCUUUCAUUUUUUAAGCUUCCAAAAAGGUGCGAAAGAGUGUUCUGUAAGGAUUGAUCAACAAAAAGAAAUGGCUGUUAUUUCCAAAUAGAAAUAAGAGCCAUUUGUUUUUGUUGAGCAGUUCUUUAGAUCAUCUUAAAGACAUCUCUCCUGUAUGCCGACGGGUUUCCUUAAGGCUUCGUCUGCAGUUCAUGUUUCAGUCACUAUGGCCUGACAAAUCUAUCAAUUUCAUUUGUCGAUGCCUUUGAAUCAAACUUCCGACGUAAUUUUAUUAAUUUGGCAGGGCGUGAAAACCAUUUACGUUGCCAAUAAAGAAAAGGUAAUCAAAAUUGGAAUCUGUAGUUAAACUUCAGAGAGUUUUUCCUUGAGUUACAUUUCCGUUUUCACGCCUAAGGAAAAUAACGAAUGAAGGCUCUGGAAAUUGAAUAGUUUUGGGGUGUGGGAAAGAAAGGAAGAAAGAAGUUUAGAAUUUACAGAUUAAAAAAGAAGUAAAAAACAUUUUCUGCGAGUUUCAUUCUCACUACUGAAAUUUCAACUGAAAAUACGCCCAAAAGAUGAAUUGUUCAUAACUUUAUCAUACGGUAAACUCCAACUGAUUUCCCUGAAGUACCAACUUUCGACCAUCCCUUAAUGCGCUUUUCUUUGAAUAAAUUUUAUUUCACUCACUCGCAAGCGACUCAAUUGCUGAAGCAAACAGAGGCAAUGUGUUGAAACAUCGAAGAACUUUAUAUGAUCUUAUAAACGCUUUAAUAAUGUACUAACUUAGCAAGAUCCAUUUUAACUACGUGUAUGGGGCGAUGUCAGUUUGUAAUAACUACAAACCUGGUUUAUCGGUAAACUGAUGAAAUGAUCGUAUAUUUGACAUCUAUUUAAGGGUGAAGCCUAGUAACUAUCAAUUCUCAUUUUUCUUCGAGUAGGAAUCAACCUUGCCGUCCUUUAAUUAAUGGUAGUGUGUUUAGAGCAGUUUUGUAGUUUGUAUCUGUAUAGAAAGUGUUUUUUGGUAAACUUUAACGCGAGGGAAUAAGCCUUGAGUACGAUUUUUGUCUGAUGAAUAGACAAAGAGUCAUCUUACAUCUACUGUACUAGGGCUUAAAGCUACUGUUAGUUUGAAACAGUGUCAUACUUAAUUAAAGGGCCAACUAACAUGCCGAAAUUUCUUUUAAUGCAAGGCAAUACUCGAAGUAAAUUUAAUAUAUGUCUUUCGCAUUUGUUUUCAAAAUAUAGUCUCUUACCCAUUGUUUUUUCUUAAGGCACACAUAAGAAAGUUUGCAACUUUCAACGAGGCGACUGAGUUCUUUUCGCCAAUCUUUUACUAGCUUUAUUAAUGCCUUGAAAUAGUAGAAAGGAACACGUUUCGAGAGGUUCGUUCUCAUUUUCUGUAAAUCUCACUUGUUUUUAGUUCAACACUUCAAAAAUACGAUAGCACAAACAGAGCCGACUAGAAACAGUUUCUUUUUGAACGGGUUGUAUGAUAACAAACAACGCAUAAACUCUGUUAAAGGUUUUACCGGGAUUCAAAACACCAAAGACUAAAUCCGUCUGGCGUUAAAAGAGGUUGCAAGUUUAAGUCAAAACAUAUCAAUUUGAUAUCAAGAGAUUUGUUUUUGAAAUCUUUAAGUUCUAUCGAGCAUUUGUUGGCCGCCAAUGACUGAGAACUAUCAUUAUUUUAAUAGGUAAAAUAGAUUGUUUAGCCUAUAUAGGCCAUCUAUUUAUCCGCUAAACGCUAAAAAUACUUGAUCAGUACUUUCGAUCACAAAAAAACAUACGACGGGCAUUAGUGGACUUGCAAACACAGCAUGGGAUCGUUCCAGGCAAAGGCUUUCAAAACACGAGAUUUAAUACCAUCUUUUAUUUUCCUUUCCUUCGUUAAGAAAAAAACAGCUGGUAUUUCGCUCCAUUCUAUAAAUUUAUCACUUUAUUAUUAUCGCUCUUGCGGUGACAAAUAACAACUCUCAAUAAAGUUGACGACAGCCGCGCGAUCGCUAUGUCGUGAAGGACCGAGGGAUAGUCUAAAAUCUCAAGCAUCGUUUUUUUUUUUUUGCGCAAUGGAGGAAACGAAAAAUGCUCUAGAUUUUUUAGGGUUGACACAUUCAAGUGGUAAGAGGUUUCUGUUAGUGGUGUAUUACAUUUCUAACCAAACCCAAAAGCCUUAUUUCUUCUAAUAGCUGUCAAAGCAGUUAUCAAAGCGCCACGCCCAAAAUAAGUUCAAACAAAACUUGCGUACACAAAUCAUCCCAUCCGACUUGCGAAAAAUGGAUUAGAUGGCAAUUCCUUUGUGCUGGGGAGAGAACAUCACCCUGAAUAAGUAGAGAAGAGAAUGAAGUUCAAGUUAAAUGAAAUCAAUGGGCGACACUCCAACAAUAGCGAAACAAAAGAGUCGCCCCAAUAGAUUGAAUCAGUUUUCUAAAAUCCAUUUACAUGUUUGCAUUGCUUUUUUUAUGAAUGCGAUAAAAGCUGAGAUGGACAUCAUUCGUCAACGUAUCGGAAAGACAAAUAUUUUUACUGCAUAACAAAACUAUUUUCCUUUCAAAACUCACAAAGGACUAUUUAUAACAUACAUCACGAGAACUUUCUGGGUAGCGUGAGAAAGGUUCCUCGAUUACAUGAAUAUCUUAUCAAACUCGUUUAGUUUUUAAUUCCCUAAUACCCCUUAAUUUUAACUAAAGAAUCCUUUUCCAGUGCAUUUUUCUUUGGCCUUGCAAGAAAGACGUCAUUGAUGUCGAGAGAAAAGCUUUUUCGUGAAUGGAGCCACACGUGUUUUUAAAAGUGCAUAACACGUUUCUGGAGGACUUUUUAAAAAGAUGUUGUUUUCAGUACAUAGGCAGGAUAAUAGGGUUACUGUAAGCUUUCAGUGUAAUUUGUAGUGUCUUAAAACAGUUAUUCACAAAUCUCUAUUAAACUUCUUGUGGUAAUUCUUUUUACAUUUGAUAUUUUCUUCAAUAAAAAUAAGCCACCCGCAAGAUAAUUAGUACAGUUCAAUUAGACAAUAAUGCUAUAAUCAGCCAUUCAUAUCUGGCAAAUCUUUCACACAUCAUGUCUAUUUUCUUUAAAUUAGAGGAGGGCCGAAAAUUCAAGGAGCCAGUAUAAAGCAAUGUAUCAUCAACAACUUCAUUUGCACUACUAAUUGAGCAAAAGAACACGAUUAAUUAAGGGGAUGAUUCCAAUUUCUUUGUUACCAUCAACAACAAUAGCAUUCUUUUGCUAGCUUUCCUUGUUUUCCUUCUUGCUUAUUGUAAUGUAAGGUUAACAUUGGCAGCUGGGGGACUAUAGAUGUUAUCGAGGGUGAGUUAUUUUUUCAAAUUUCUCCCACCCACGAAGGGAAAGUGGACUCGGCAAUACGUCAUGAAAUGUUUUCAUAAUGAGAUAAGCACGGUAAUGCCGGCCUGAAGAUGCGGUCAAUAUCAGCAAUAUCUUGAUAUUUCAAAAACAACAAGUGAAAGAAAGUAACUUUGUCUGUUGUUUUUUCGAUCAUGCUCCAACGACGGAAAUUAAACGAGAGGCGAUUAACCUCACAAAGUGCCACCUCGCUAGUUGGUGUGUAUUAAAGAAGGAAGAUUUUGCUUCACGGUAAACAAGUGAAAAAUAGCUUUUCACCUGCAUUACAGUGUUUGCUUCCCACAGGAAUUACUCAUUCACACCCACUGAGUCAACUAAAGAGAUAUAAAAGGCAGCCCUUACUUUUUGACUAGCCUGUGGCUUAAAUCCUAAAGAUUGACCAUUCAAAUAAAAAGCUACUGAGCAGUACUUUCCUGUGGUACUGUUUAUUAUGCUAUACAAGGUGGUUCUAACUUUUGAGUCUGUGGAUGAAAUCCUAUGGUGUGACCAUUCAAAUGAAAGCUACUGAGCAAUAGUUUCCUGUGGUACUGUUUAUUAUGCUAUACAAGGUGGUUCUAACUUUUGACUCUGUGGAUGAAAUCCUAUAGUGUGACCAUUCAAAUGAAAGCUACUGAGCAGUACUUUCCUGUGGUAGUGACACCCUCUGUAACAGACCCAGUGCAAUCUAACUCUUCACUGGGUUCUCGGAGUAAAGGUCUCUGGGUUGGUCUAUUUUCCACUUGUUUUUUUCGUCUUAGUUGUGUACUUCCCAUAAAAGCAGAAAGGGUGGCAGGCCUUACAUAUUUAGUGACAUAAAAACUUUGAACAUCUUUAACAUGUUGCUGUAGCGAGAAGAACUAAAAAAUUUACACUUUUUUUUAUGCGAGACAGAUUACCUUUACCCUCGGUAUUUUGUUUUUGUCAGAUGGUAAUAAUGUUUCGUAUUUUUGUUUCUUUUAAACAAACAUGACCAACGAAAUACUCCUGUCUUGUAGAAAAAAGUCGUGAUAGAAAGUGCCCGGGGAAGCAAAAAAUCAGCUGGGUAGAAACAAACUAUUCGCCGAGUAUCGGAGAGGCUAAAUUAUCACGGGUAGACUGAAUUUAAACCACUGGGUAGGGUUUCACUGGGUCUUUUACAGAGCGGUGUGUACUGUUUAUUAUGUUGUACAAGGUGGCUCUAAGUCUUGAGUCUGUGGAUAAAAUCCUAUGGUGUGACCAUUCAAAUGAAAGCUACUGAGCAGUACUUUCCUUUCGUACUGUUUAUUAUGCUGUACAAGGUGCUUCUAACUUUUGAGUCUGUGGAUGAAUUCCUUUGAUGUUACUGCUCACAUGAAACCUCUUCGACAGAGCUUUUCAGCAAUUCUUGCUUGGCAUUGUACAAACAAAAAAUCAAAUUUUCCUUUCACUGUAAAUUGGGGUUGAAAAGGUUGAUGCAAAGGUUGCCCUCAAAAAUCAUCACUUCAAAAUUGAAAACAUGAAGUUUGUCAGUACCAAAACAUGCAGGCUCAAACGGAUAUCCCUUUCUCGGCCCCCUUGAUGAUCAACAGUGUCAUGCCCCGUGAAAGCGAAUUUGGAUUCCGAAAAUUGGGAAAUUGUUGCUCGUGGAAUCCGGAAUCGGAAUCCUAGGCUUAAGAAUCCGGAAAACAACUCAAGAAAUUCGAAUCCCAAAACGAUUGGAAUCCGGAAUCCAAGUUCCACUGACAAAGACUGGAAUCCAGUACGUGGAAUCCGGAAUCCCCGGCUUGGAGUCUACAAUCCAAGACUGUCUUGGAUUCCCUCACAUGGGGCGAGGUGUCGCAACAGUAUGAAAAAGCUAAGAAAUACACCAUGAUAUCUAAGAACUUUCGCCGAGUAUUCAAAAGUGUUUCUGUUUUGUGUUAAUAUUUCGUGUAAUAAAACUAAAUCUCGUGAGAAAUCUUUGAUAAAUAAUUGACUGAAGAACAUUGUGCUUUAGAUAGCUAAGGGGUCUUUUAUGUCUGACUUACAUAGGUAGCCACAGUUUUGAUUCCUUGGAAGCCUAAGCUUAUAACGAAGAUGAAAUCAUUUUGAUGGUAGCUUCUAUUCUGUGGUACUUUCUUUUACAAGCAUAGCAUAAAACGUCGACUUUAAAAUUUGAAUGAAAGUUUCCUGUAGUAAUUUUUGCAGUACUGUACAAGAUCUGAGGUAGUAUGGAAUGUCACACACGUCUCCAACCCCUUACCCGUGGGGGAAGGAGGGGGGGGGAAAGGGGGAUCAUCGCUUAAGGGGGCAACUUUUCUCUCAUAUAAAAUCUCGUUCAAGUUGAAUCUGCUGGGAGGGUUAAUCUCCUUCCCGGGACAACUUUUCUGCAGAAACGCGGCUUUGCUCGUCCCUAGUCUCUCUCCUUUGUCUCUUAAGAUUCAAUAUUAUUGAGGGAAGCGCGUGGAAGAUGCGACCGGGGAAAGAUGAGCAGCAACUUUCCCUUGAUACUGUUUCCCUAUUGUUCUACAGAAAAUGCUAAAAUCUAUCUUUAAGAAAAAACUGUUCCGAGUAACCGCUUAUUGACUGAGAGGUCGUGCCUUUAACUCUUAACAUCAUCUCGUAUCCCCCAUGUGCCACUCCCACGGCAGAUGUAGGCUUAUCUACUUGCCUGAAUGAAAAAACAACAAAAACAACAAAAUCUGAAUGCUAAACGUAUGCAUUGCUUACAUGAUAGCCUUGCACUCAGGGCCGAGUUGUUUGAAGGCCGAUUAGCGCUAACCUGGGGUUAAAUUUUAAUCCGCAUUUUAUUUUCUUUAGUUCAAAAGCAUUUUCUGGGAUAAUUUUCUGGAUUCUUUUUAGAGCAUCCAAUCAUCAAAUUGUACACAAAAUGAAUUAAACUUCAUGUGCUUUUCAAACCUUCAUAUUUGAAUCCAAAUUUAGAACUAAACCCUGGGUUGUCUUAACCCAGGGAGAGCCCGGCUCAGGGCCCAAUUGUUUGAAGGCCGAUCAGCACUAACCUGGGGUUAAGUUUUAACCUGGGUCUCCUUUUCUUUUCAUCAAAAACAUUUUCUCGGACAAUUUUUACUAUUCUAUUUAUAUUACAGCAUCCAAUCAUCAAAUUGUAGACAAAAGGAAUUAAACUGAAUUAACUUUUUAAGCUUUCAGUUCAUAUCUGAAUUCAAAUUUCGCACCAACUCUGGGUUAUCGUAACCCAGGUUGAAGAACCCGGCCCAGGAAUAUAAUUUCCAAGAAACGCACAAUGAGGACAAAAAGGGAAAUACUGCGUUCUUGGACCAGAUACAUACCAGUGAGCAUUUAUCCGGUUAAGGUCUGAUUGUCUUCAUUGAUAUUUUGUUUAGGGGCAUAUUCAGUGGUUCCUAACACAUGUGAUCAUCUUCACGCGACAUAUUGGACUUCACCGUACUUCACUGCACACCACCAACCAUUCCUGUGCGGAUCUUUACUUCAUCCUACUUGUGACACGUGUCACACCCACAGUCCUUACUCAUACAGCUCGAUAUCGGGUAAGAUAUGGCAUUUAUUAACUGUAAAGUAGAUAAACCUAGUCAAUAGGGGAUGAAGGUCCCGUCUCUUGACCAAGUACAACUCAUGCCCGCAUUUUUAUGCGUAUAAAAUCAGUUCAGAACCAAACAAAACGGAGUUUAAACAACCACGACCACAAGUAAAUCGCCCAAAAAGCAAUUGGUUUAUGAGCAAAACAACGGCCCUGCACGUGCAUCCCGCUUUUUAGUACAUUUCGUUGACGUCCACUGCACCACUACGAUUUGAAACCUCCUAACGCGACGUUUUAUGGAGGACGUGCACAUACGACGAAAAAUUUCCCUUUCUCUCUUUGAACCUCGAUAUUUAAGAAUUCAACUCCAGGAAAAUUGCUUACAUUUGACAAAUUGAAAGGUUCCAAAUAGACGCGAUGAAGUUUGAAAAACUUAAAUUCAUUUUUUAAAGCGACGUUUUCACUGCCGCUGUAGUGGUCGUUGCUUAUGCUCCACACACACAGUUCCUAUUCGUUCUUAUGUGGCUGCAAUUCGGGUCUAUUACUAUCACGCUUGUCACAAAGCAAGGUAGAUCAAGGACAGCAACAUUGUUAGAUGUUACGUCACCUUGAUGUCACCUCCUUAAUCAAUAAUAGGCUAUUGUCCCACUCACAUCAAAGCUUAAACAUGUUUUAAAACUGUUUACUUUAACUCGUAUCAAAUUUUUUUGUUAAAAAAGUUGUUUACUGUACUUUGAUUGAUAGCAAAUUUAGUGUAAUUAUCUAACAUGUUAAAAUUCAGUUGAAUUCUGUGUAAAAACCUGUGUUUAAGUUUUCCAGUUACUGUUGUUCAUUUUUUAUACCAAGUUUAAUUAAACAUGUUUAGCUGGUGUGAAUGGGGCUUGUUUUGCACUUAUAGAUGGAAACGAGGAUGAAGUUGACCUUGUUUUGGCACUACCCUUCCUGCUUCCUUGAAAUUAUGUUGUUCUUAUGCUAAACAAUAGUUUUCAAGCAUAAUUUCGGCAAGAAAACAAAGGAGGUUUAUAUGAAAACAAGUUCAAUCUCAGCCUCACAUUCACUCGACGGCUAGGUUUUCUAAAACCUCAACUGUAAAAUUCUUUAAUAAGAGCACGCACGCAUUGUUGGGCAAACACCGUUCCGCUCUGGCUCUUGUGACCUUUAGCUAUUACUACAUCACUCACUCCUUGUAACUAUUGGAGUGGACAUAUCAAAAGUUUGAUAUAUUUUUCUCGGCAAGAGAAUAACAUCUAAUUUACAAUCCACUGUUAAUUCUAUAGGAAUUUAUGGAGACUACAGUGCCACAGUUCUCAAUAAAACUAUACCGGGUCAAGUCUUACCCGGCCAACCAAAACCGAGAAAGCCAAGGAGGCCCUGGACACGAGCAGUGUUUUCAAAUCUACAGAGGAAGGGCCUAGAAAAACGGUUCCAGCUUCAGAAAUAUUUAACAAAAGCUGAUCGCCACCAGCUGGCGUCCAUGCUGGGGUUAUCUGACAACCAAGUUAAAGUAUGGUUUCAAAACAGGCGAAUGAAAUGGAGGCAAGAUGCUAGAGAAACAGUAGCCUCUGGUAGCUCUGAAGAAACCACCGAAAGACAAGAGCAGUAGUUGUUUGCAAAUUUAACGUCACCUAGUCACGAUUGACCGGUGUAAUGCUUAUAGAAACGAGCGUCAUGCUCAAAACGGCCAUUAAAGGAGUACUGUACUGUAAAUACCGAUGAAUGCCAGAUAAGCUUUCGCGUUCACACGUGAAAAGAUCACUGUUGUUGUGGUUAUAAUAUAUCGCAGCAAAAAUACACUUAAGUGUUGGUGUUUCAUUGGUGUUUAUAUAAUAAACAUUUCACUCGUUCUCUGCGAGUAAUUUCGUAUCUCCGAGCGGCCAUGUAAGAUCCUCUAUGUAUUGUAUCGAAUUGUAUAAAGAGGUAUACUAGUCUUAAGUAGGGGUUCGCAGUUUUCGAACUGUAAACGCAAAACUUCAGCCUGAGGAAACAGUCGACAUUUUGCGAGGCCACCACUGGUUUCCCCGCGAAAUUCCAUACUAAUGACGUGUCACAACCCAGAUGUGGGUAGUACUUCUGAUUGCUGCAACCAAUCGGAAAUACCACCCAGAUCUGCGUAGUGACCCGUCAUCGGUACGGAAUUUCCGCUCUCGUUUUUCAAACGCCAUUUCGCGGGAAACCAUCGGUGGCGUGAGGAAAUGUGGGCUGUUUUCUCAGGCGAGCAAAACUUUACUAUUUUAGUCGUUCCAGUUCAUUUCAUAUUGGGACCAACUUUCAUUUUGGGACUACCACCUUCGUUCUUCUCAAGAGCGGUACGAUCUCAACAGCAGUCAAAAGUCUCCGUCAUUUUCCUUUUAGAAAAUAUCACUUAUUAUCCUUUUAAUGGUGAUUUCUUUUAUUCACCAUCAAGUGGGAAAAAAAGACAAGAAUAUAUAAAAUAGUCAAUUAAUGUAAAAAUCUUUUAAUUUAUUCUCAAAAUUAUGGGCUUCUUUUAGUUGAAAACGAUUCUCCUCGAGCAAACAUAUGCUCAUAAAUGGCACCGGCGAUUCUGCAGAUUUAAAUUUCAAACACUAGAUUGGAAACGUGAUGUUUCCACGUGAUUGGAAACAUUUCAAAAAGUUAUUAAUUAAAAUUAACAUUGUAUUGGUAAUCCAUGCAACUAUGAACAGUGGAAGAACCAACCUUAACUGUGAAGCAUUUUGCUCAGCUUGUGCAAAUAUCUCAAGGUCAAAUCAUCGCGCCUCUUUGGGCGCUCUGAGAAAAACUAUUCGUUUUUACAUCGUCAAUUUGUUUGAGAGGUUAAACGAACACUCGACACUUUGUUUCGCUUCUCACAAUCACAUCAAAAGUUCCACAUUUUCCACGCCCGUUGUGGUUGUUUGACUUUUUGAUGAAACACUUCCUCUUGUGUUUAAUCUGUUACCUGAACGCGUUCAAAGUUAUCAUUGGCGAAUUGUAAUAACUAUUUGCUUUUAUAAAGCGUUUUCACUCUGUAGUUUUCUAGACUGUUGUAGUUUGGUGCCCGAAUAGCAGAAUGUAAACUAAACCGUUAUUUUGUACAGAAAAAUUAUUGUAGAAUGUGAACUUGACGCAUGGCAAAUCACUAGAGAGAGUCGCCCUUGGCAAUUAUUGACGUUUAAAGUAAUAAAUAAUUUUGGGUCUUGUCGAGAUAGAAUGAUAGGAGAGAGAGAAAAACGCCCCGUCUACCCCUUGGGAUAGAGUAGGG
Porites lobata is the source of this 11951-nucleotide messenger RNA. The record is from the annotation of a GenBank genome assembly. NCBI's taxonomy places the organism in Eukaryota, Metazoa, Cnidaria, Anthozoa, Scleractinia, Poritidae.